Alosa sapidissima (American shad) is the source of this 4590-nucleotide messenger RNA. It is a transcript of the gene cracr2aa, whose product is annotated as calcium release activated channel regulator 2Aa. Gene Ontology annotation, molecular function: GTP binding; calcium ion binding; GTPase activity. The transcript has 19 exons. The record is from RefSeq and is a predicted model, not a curated record. NCBI's taxonomy places the organism in Eukaryota, Metazoa, Chordata, Actinopteri, Clupeiformes, Clupeidae. The coding region runs from base 439 to 2649 and encodes 736 amino acids.
AUAGUAACAGACGAUGCAGUUGUGUGAGCGUCCAAGCAUCAAAGUCCCUCCCCUGCCUCAGUUUGGACAAACUUCACAGCGUUGAAGAGUAGCCUGUGUGUGUGUGUUUAUUACCUCAAAUACUUGGAACCAAGAGAUUACUCCCCAUAACUGCAGUGGUCGAGACUAGAUUAUCAAUCAUCUGCUAACCGUGGCUUUACUAAACUUCUUUUGGAUAGGCAAUCUUUGGACGGCCUGGCACAAUAUCAAUACGUUAACGUUCGUUAGUUAACGCCAUUAAGUUACAGAUAGCUGUCAUUUUCCUGGUUGAGCAACGAUGAAGACAACGUUACAGACUUCACAAAACUGAGUGCUGCCCCAUGUGGACGAAGUGAGUGAAGUGUUGUGCCCAGUGUGUGUGCGUGUGUGUGUUAGUGUGUGUGUCUGGUGUGGGGGGUGAUGAGAGACGUCAUGGCCACCCUCAGCAGUAUCUCGGCCUCUGGGGCCGUCCGAAGGUCACGACCCAGAGAGGGGCGCCCACUGAAGAGUGCUACUCAGACAGCAGGAGACGUGGAGGCUGAGGUGGGGGUGGGUGACGAAGGGAGCACGAUGAUGGAGAAGACGCAGGAGUUCUUCCAGAUAUGCGACAUCGAGAACAAGGGCUUCAUCUCCCGACGGGACAUGCAGAGGCUGAAUGGAGAACUUCCUCUUAGCGCGGAUGAGCUAGAGAACGUUUUUGACACUCUGGAUGCCGAUGGCAAUGGAUACCUCACCCUGGACGAGUUCUCUUCUGGAUUCAGUGAGUUCCUGUUCGGCCAGGGAGUGUCCGUGUCGGAGCUGGGGGAGGAGAUGUCUGUCUCAGGAGCUCCCCCUGAGUCGCUCUACCAGAGCCACUGGGAGGAGCAUCUGACGGGGGGAGGCGAGGAAGAGGAGGAGGAGGAGGAGAGGCACUUCUGCAUGCUGAUGGAGAGCCUGGGGGCCAGUAACGUGUUUGAGGACCCAGUUGAGAUGCGUAGUCUGUGGGCACAGCUGCGGCGAGAUGAGCCUCACCUGCUGGCCAACUUUGAGGAGUUCCUAGCGCGGGUCACCCAGCAGAUCAAGGAGGCCACUCAGGAGAAGCGAGAGAUGGAGAGCGCUCUCAAGAGGAAAGCGGCGACACAUGAUGACGAGAUUCAUCGUUUGUACGAGGAGAUGGAGCUGCAGAUCAAAAAUGAGAAGGACCGGAUCAUUAUGCAGGACUCGGAGCGGUUCCUGACGCGCAGCCAGGAGCUGGAGCAGCAGCUGUCCAGUAAGGAAAGCGAGCUGGACCACCUCUUCCAGAAACAGAGGAGGUUGGAGGGCCAGUGCAGGGAGCUGAGUAGCGAGCAGCAGGAGACGCGGGUGGAGAACGCCAAGCUGCGCCAGACAAACGAGGAGCUGCAGCAGGAGCUGGACCUCACCGCCCAGGAGCUGUCGCUCGCGCAGGAGCAGCUCGGCCUCCUGCAGGAGCAGGCAUCACAGCUACAUGAGGAGAGAGAGCUUGAGAUGUACCGAGUCACUGAAGGUCUGCAGAGGGAACGGGCCAGUCUGCUGAAACAGCUAGACCUGCUGAGGGAAAUGAACAAACACCUUCGGGAUGAGAGAGAUAUGUGCUAUCAGAAUCCCAAGAGUUUGUCCUGGAGUCAGAGAUCGGCUUCCCUCAGCUCCAGAUACUCCGAGCGGCAGGCGUCCUUAAAGAGUGAUACAGAGGAAGAGGAAGUCCCGCCCCACUCUAAGAGGAAGAGCAUGAUGGGAUUGAAUGGCCACAACGCACUCCCUGGGCAGGAGAACCUGCCCCUCAGCAUUGCUCCGCACAAACACCUGCAGCGCAUCAUCUCCAUAGAGGAGGACCACCUGCCUGACCUCCUGCAGGAGGAGCCCAGGACUCAGCUCCGGCAUUGGAGCGAGGAGGAAGGGGAUUUGGAGGAGGGCAUUGACCUGCAGAUGAGUAACAUCUACCCACCCAGGUCCAGCACCCCCAGCUCUGAGAACCGUCGCUCUGACACCCCCAUAUCCCCCCGCCACCAGCCCAUCGGCAAGGAAACCGCAAGCAGCGUUGAAGGGACGCCCUCUGCUGCUCCAGACCGUCUCUUUAAGAUCGUUCUGGUGGGAAACUCAAGUGUGGGGAAAACGUCCCUGCUGCGCCGCUUUUGCAACGACAGCUUUCACCCCGGCACCUCAGCCACAGUAGGUAUUGACUACAGUGUGAAGACCAUUACUGUGGAUGGCAGCCAGGUGGCGCUGCAGAUGUGGGACACAGCGGGCCAGGAGAGGUAUCGCAGCAUCACCAAACAGUUUUUCCGCAAGGCGGACGGAGUGGUGGUCAUGUAUGACAUCACAGCCCAGCAGACGUUCACUGCAGUGCGACAGUGGUUGACCAGUGUGCAGGAGGGGGCAGGUGAGGACAUUCCCAUCAUGCUCUUGGCUAAUAAAACUGACCUGGAAGGGAAGAGAGAGGUGCAGGGCCGCAUGGGCGAGUCAUUAGCCAAGGAGCUGCAGCUCAUUUUCUAUGAAUGCAGUGCUUACUCUGGUCACAGUGUGACUGAGGCCAUGGUCCACUUAGCACGCCUUCUGAAGGAGCAGGAGGACAGGGAGAAGGAGAAGACCGUGGAGCUGCAGGGGAGCCCCGCAAAGAAGAGGUCCUGCUGCUAGCGCUCCUCCAGCAAGUAGCCUACAGCCCAGCACCCCCAAAGGCCCCCCCCCCGCAAGCACACUCACACAACCACCACGUCCACCUGGCCCUGCAAACUAGAACGUCCCCCACUGUGGUCAGCGUUCGCUGUUCUGUGUACGGAGAACGUGAACUAGGCUAGGAAGUGACAAGGCUUUUAAGUGGACCUGGCCCAUAUCUGGUGAUCUGACGUGACCGAAGCUGUUCCAGAAUCAGUUUGGGUCUAGGCUAGAGACCUGUGGGCACAUGGUGUUGAUGGUUGUGUAGACGUUUGGGGUAUACUCUCUUUUCACCUAUUUACAUGGACACGAUUGAAAUUAUUUAAUGUGGUCACAAACAGUACAGACCUCUUCUUUUGGAUUUCAAAUUGCCAUUUGCUCGGCUGCAGUUGGUAGUUGUGAACUCAGUGUAGUUCCGGUAUAACCAGCUAACAGGAGCAGAUGGGAAAGGUUUUGUUUUCUCAAACAAAAAACACAAACAAAAAGUAAUUACAGCACAUAACCCUCUUAACUUAUAUGUUACGCUAAAUGCCUCUCAAGUUUUAUCUUUUUCUUUGUGUUUAUAAAUGUAAAAAAAUAUUUUUAGAAAUUUGUGAAAAACAUGUUAACACUUAAGCAGUACCCAGACACAUACACAAACACACGCACACACACACACACACACACACACACACACACACACACACACACAUAUAUAUAUAUAUAUACACGCACACACACAAACACAUGCUAAAGACACAAACGGUACAUGUGUGGCUUUCAACAGCUCAUCCCUACAAAUGAUCCACUCUGGGCUUAUUUCCCUAAUCCUUAUUACAUUUUAUAACUGAGACGCUCCUCUAAUAAUAAGACUUGUCUGUGUAAUUGAUGCCUAAUGUGGAUUUAAAUGAUGUUUGCUGGAGCGCACUGCACCGAGGAGACCCAGAGAUGAAGAAUGUGUUUGUCUGCGUGUGUCUGUCACGACUUGAGACACGCAGACAAACAGUUGUGUUCAUUUUGAGAAUUGUUGUGGGCUUUUAACACACAGUCUGAUCACGCAGUUGGUUGCCUUUGUCUUACAAUGUGCUCACAAUGUGUCAGCGGGAACAAUAUGGUGUAACACUUUCAGUAAGUUGUAAACACGCAAGCACCAAAGUGUCAAAGUAUUAAAUGUGAUCUUUGGUGAGUUUUUAUUUAAUAUUCCAAAGUUGUAUACUGGCCAAAAAGCACGAGGGGUUCGAGUUAAAGUCAGAAAGUUAAAACUCUGUAGAGUCUGGUACGGAAGGCUAGUAAUAAAGUCUCAUGGGAAAGCCCUUGAUGAUUUGUAUGGGUUUUAUGAAGGAUACUUAGGAAGAAGCUUUAAGAUAACACGUCUCGUUUGUACGUGUAUGUGGGGUGUGUGGGUGAUACUUCAGAGUAGUGAUUACAUUACCUACUCCGUGUGUGUGUGUGGGGGGGGGGAUGAGACUUCAUAGUGACUACAUUACCAGCUCCUUGUCAGACAGAGAAACAACUUCCUAAACUGUAAGGCCUGUUUAUUUAUUCAUUUUGUUUGUUUGUUUGUUUGUUUGUGUAACAGUAGCUAAGCGGCAUUCCUUAAUGGAUUCUCUCUGUCAUCCACAGUGAGUGGUGUGUUGUCGUGUAUUCUGAUGUACACCUAGUACUACCUUAGCUCCCCAGAUUGCUGCAGAUUCAGACAGAUUUGUUCUGACAACAGUCAGUCCUGGUGGUGGCAGGUGUCGGGGUGUAAAUGUAAUGUUUGUGUGCGCUGUAAAAAACGGUUAGCGCACUCAGUGCACUGUACAGUAGGUCAGUCAAGUUAUCUUUGUUGCUUUGAGUUAUGUCCAUGUGUAGUUUUGAGUUUAUAGAGUGCUAAUAUUUUUUCAGUGAGCGCUGAACACUGUGUAUUUGCACUUUGGCCACAUUAAACAAAUUCAUCUCUCA